Molecule: messenger RNA, 1767 nt
Organism: Cladocopium goreaui
Lineage: Eukaryota; Dinophyceae; Suessiales; Symbiodiniaceae
Source: the annotation of a GenBank genome assembly
AUGCUUUGCCAGUCCUUUCUAAGCAGACUGCCUGCGGAUCAGUUUCUGCAAGAGGAGGACGGACCCUGUGACCCUAUGAUUUGGCGCAUAGGAGGAUCUAAGAGAAGCGAUCGUCAGCGUAGGUCACCCAGAGCCGGUGCAUCUUCAAACGCGAGGGACGCCUGCGAGAAGGCUCCCGAAACCUUGGCGCAGGUGAAGAGACUGCCCAGUGUGUUGAAGUGCACCAAGGUGCAGGUCCUUCUACCUGCUGCCAUCAAGCUGGAGGACUGGAUCGAACGUCGCAUCGGGGCUGAGGUGGCCGUGGAAACCGAUGCGGCCGGGCAGCGCGUCUGUCGGCUGAUGGGGUCUGAGCCCCUGCCGAGACAGGAGAGUAGAAACCGCGAGAAGGACCGUAGCGAGGAGUUCUUCCGGAUGCUGCCCAAGGACUCCUUCUUGCCGGAGGAGGAAAAGCUCAGAAUGGCCAUCUUUGAUUUCCUCGCCGGCUGGAGCGCACAGGAGCUGGCCACCCUGCAGCGUUGCGCCCAAAAUCCUGCGGUGGCAGAGGCGAAGAGAGGGAUGUUUGCUUCACAUGCCGUCAAUUUCAAGGAUUGGAUUGAACGACGUAUCGGCGGAGAGCUGAUCCUGAGACCGGACCCUGCUGGACGGGGGGAGUUGGAGAUUCAUCUAACUCCCGCCGCGCGGCCGGUGGUGGCCGAGCGAGUGGCCCUGCUGCAAGCCCGGAAGCCACCUGGCAUAUGGCCGGCACCCGCCAGACCGCCACCCCAUUCGCUCCACUCGGCGCCCCCCAUCCCUGCGCCGAUGCCGCACAUGGUGGCUUCCGGUGGCUCCGAGCGAAACGAGCGUUCCAAUCGACAGGAACGCAGGCGCGACAAGGAGAGAAAGGAACCCCAGCACCGGGAUGAGGCGUCCAAGCAAAGUUUCUUCGACAAACUUCCAGCUGAAGAGUUGUUAGAGAAGGAAUUGGAGCUUCGACAAAUCCUGUUGGACAGCCUGGACAUCUACUUCCAGAAGCAUCCUGCGGGUGAAGGGCCUGCACUCUCUAUGAUUGCAGGGCAGACCAAGGCCUACCAAGAAAUCAAGAGCUCCUUUCUCAAGGGUGUCUCGCUGAGAGAAUGGGUGGACCGCCGCAUCGGCGGGGAGGUCGCGACGAAGAUGGGCUCCAAUGGGCAGGUGAUCAUUUUCCCUCGAGAUCGGGAGGGCCAGGUGAACGCUGACGUCGCCGAUGAAGUCAUGGAGGCUGCCGAUCUGUUGGAUGGCAAAGCUCAGGACUUCUUCGAUAACCUGCCCCCUGAUGGCUUUCUUUCCCAGGAAGAAGUACUUAGAGAGGCGAUUCUGAACUUCCUCGAGGCCUGGGACGACGUUUCAGCGCCUCCCACGCUGAAGGUCCUGCAGCGAAACUCGGAGGUGGAACUGGGGUGCCCCGAUGCGGCUUCGAUUUCGGGAAGUUUUCACCGGGCUCGUCCUCUUAGGGCUCAGACUGGCCAGAUCAAGGGCCGGGUGAGCAUCCCCCACAAGUUCCAGGACGCGACCAGCGCUGCUGGGGCUGGUCUAGCUGCCGCCCGGGUGAUCUUGGAUGGAGGUGUGCUCUCAACACUGCCGGCCUCUGAUGGGCACUUUGCCCUGAACGGUGUCUCCGCCGGCCCUCAUUUGCUGCAGGUGGUACAUCCUCUCCUGAGCUUCGAUCCUGUUCGCAUUGAAGCGGUAGAGAACUCCGGUGCCGUGAAGAUUCAAGGCGUGGCUCGUGGUCACCGUUGGGGCAGAUUUUGA